AUGGCAUCGGGGGCGAACGGCGAUGUCCACAUGGCAGGUAUUUUAGAUCUGAUCAGGUUCGCAGAUGGAGAAGAGCCUGAAGACAUGAUCCCAUUUCCCGAGCCUCCUCCAACCAAUACGCCUCCGCCCCCUUAUGUUGGUUCGGCCCAGACGCCAGAAGGCCUUCUCGCAACAGGGUCAACGCCUCAGUCUCCUGAGACCGAGGCCCCAGCCACACAGAGUGGAAUCGACCUUGCUGUGCAGUAUCUGCUCCCCGCAGAGAUCAGAAGUAAGGAUGCCCUGGGCGUCAAGAUCUUGCAGAGAAUGGACACCAAAUACGUCCAGACAGUUUCGGGCGAGAUGAUCACAGGCGACACCCUCAUCAUAAUCGACGUGCCCAGGGGUCAUCUACCCAACCGCACCUGCACUGGCUCUUCCUACCCGCAUCAGUACCGCAUCAGAAUUUGUUCAUCAAAACUACGCAGCUGCGGGUUCGACCUCUUCCCACGCCUCUUGGAUGAUGAAAAAUACCAGGCCAAGACCUUCCGUCGCUUUGCGGCCAAGCAGACUCGACCGCCGGACGUCACUUACAUCCUUGAUCUUGGUCCUUCCACUGACGAAGACCUCCAAUCAACGCAGCUGGAAACUCUUAGUCUCUCAAAAGGCCUGAUUCGAUGGUACAAGGUUGCCAAGGUGCCGCCGUAUGUCAACGUUGAGCUUGUUGCAGGCCACGACGAUUGCUGCGAAUGUGCCGAUACGUCUGACGGGUUGCCGUCCAAUUCGUCUGAAGAGUCGCCUACCCAAGGUCGGGACGACAAAGGCAGUAUUUGGCAUUCUUGCACUCACUCGCCCGAGUACAGAAAUAUCGAGGAUUACUGCGAGGUGCGUCAUGCCGCCAACGUAGUGCGGUUGCUUCGGGCUAUUGCUGGUAUGCCUGGCUGUCGAUUACCGCUGAACUCCGCCCCAAGGGUUUUCACCAUGGCCGGCCUGGCAAAGCUGUUUGAGCUGAACUUGUCGCAUCAGAGCUCGUGGCUGCGGAACGAGAUAUUAUGCUGGUUUGUUGCGGACAGGAACAGCCAAAUCAUAGAGAUCCUUACCGAAGAAUCCAUCAUCAUGGCAUACAACUUGAAGCUCGCCAAGGUUGCGCGCGCCACCUAUCGGCUUCUGGUCAGCGAGCACGCCCUCCAGCUUGAAUCCCGCCUCCCAACUCAACGCGGCCGUCACCAUUUCUCGGUUUUUGGGCGUCCACUCCGGGAUAUCAACGAUGACGCAAUCCAAACUGCGGUUGAACACGGCGGACAGGCGCUGUCUGAGCGUGUCCUCGGAAUUGUACAGAAUCUUGAGUCGGACAAUGCUCUGCAAUGGCUCGGGAUGAAGCAGUGGCGUGAUUUGGAACAUGCCAUUCAAGCCAUCGGAAAUUACGUGGACUCUUCGAUGCCCUGGAAGACCAAGGUCCAUGUGGAAUCUGCUCAGAAAGCAUUUGCUGAUCUCAAGCUUGCGCUCCUCAAGAUAGUACGCCGGCGAUUAGCUGACGCGGUUCACCUCAACAGCCUAAGUACGAUCGAACGUUACGGUGAGAACCUGAGCUACUAUGCGUCUCCUGGUCACACCAUGAAGUUCCCUGAGAUCUGGCAUAGUCUCAACGACCGACAGAAGCAGCUUACUGCCGUAUUCUGGGAGCAUCUGGAAAGAAGAUGGCCAUUCAAGAUUGACAUCAUGCCGGAACGCGUCAGCCUUCGGCUGAUAGCUCAACGCUUAAACAUGGCCUUGAGCAAACUAUCCGAUCCAACUGCCGUUACAGGACGAGAAAUCUACCCGCGGCAUUACAGUCUGAAUCUUGAACUCUUGGUAACCCAGCUCUUUGAUUCAGUGCAGUUUAACGUGUGCGAGCCCCUGAGGGGCCAGGGAGUCGUAAAACCCGAAAACUCGGAGCUACAGCUUCUCACUAUGUCAUCUCAUCUUCUCGUUGGCCUCGACGAAGACGAGAUGCGUUUUCUGCCUCUCUGGGCAGACGGGCUAAAUGAUGGGUCCGGUGGCGUUUACAUCAGCAUCAUCCCCCCAGACAUGUCUGACACUGCACCCAUACAGCCGGGACCCGGAUACGUCACGGGCCACAGCAGAGCCACGGAGGCGACCAACUCCACCGUCGGCGAUCUUGACCUCGACCAUCUGGAUAUCCAGAGCGUUGCCACCAUGACGGAGACGAACGCUGCUGGCCGAGCCACGUGCUCUACAGUAGCGCCUUCUUCCCAAGUUAGGGGCAGCGUAGACCUUGACUUUCAGAACGCGCGCUAUGCCGAUCCUGCCGAACACCAGCCGGUAUCUGUGGGCGUCUUUGGUCUUGUGGACACCUUGGAGGAGGAGGACGAGUCUCAAGAUGAGGACUCUGAUUCCGGCUCGGAUUCAACUGCUCAAAACACGCCCACGGCUUCGGUGGCCGACACAGACACGGACAGCAGAAGCUCUGACUGGGUCAUGACCUGA
This is a messenger RNA of Pyricularia pennisetigena, 2463 nucleotides long. RefSeq lists its product as uncharacterized. The record is from RefSeq and is a predicted model, not a curated record. The coding region runs from base 1 to 2463 and encodes 820 amino acids. The transcript has a single exon. NCBI's taxonomy places the organism in Eukaryota, Fungi, Ascomycota, Sordariomycetes, Magnaporthales, Pyriculariaceae.